Molecule: messenger RNA, 228 nt
Organism: Miscanthus lutarioriparius
Lineage: Eukaryota; Viridiplantae; Streptophyta; Magnoliopsida; Poales; Poaceae
Source: the annotation of a GenBank genome assembly
AUGGACCCCAUAAACGAGAGGAAAAUGUUUCAGCAGCUUGUCAGAGCUGCCAGCCAAAUUAACACGCCACAAUGCUUCCUUCUGACGGCCAAGCUUCUACCUGAUCUGGAGUACAGCGAUGCCUGCAGCAUUCUCAACGUUAUGAACGGUCCAUGGAUUGAGGAGCCAGCAAAAGCUUGGAGCUCGGGGGAUUGUUGGAGGACAGUGGUCAGCGCUGCUGGGCACUAA